GAACCGGCCCGAACCAAUCCCACCCCUCCCGACUCAUUUCCGGCUCUAUCUUGCUUCUGCUGCUGUCAUCGUUCCUUCCCCCGUCCAUGGCGGAAGCAAAAGCUGAGACACCCACCUGGGAGCAAAGAAUGCACACUCUCACCCACAUCUUAACCCACCCCACCACUGCGCCAUCCCUCCACUCCCAGCUCUUCGUUGCCUCCCACGUCCCCUGCUUCCUCUCCUGGGAUUACCCCCCUUUCCUAUGCCGCCCGGCCCCUUUAGCCGCCGGAUUCCCCCCGCCGCUUCUCCGCUGGUCCUUCGCCAUCUUCCUCCGCCGCUCCUCGCGCCUGGGCCUACCCGCCUCUUCCUGGCGCGCCAAGUGCCCCUUCCAGCAGCCGCCGCCCCUCGUCCUCUCCUCCGCCGUGGACCCGCCGCCUCUUCGCUGGGGGCCAGAGGAGCGCCGGGAGUCCGUUCGCAAGCGUCUGAGGCGGGGGCGGAUCGGUGUCAGGGUCUCGCCCGUCCUGGCCUUCGCGGUUCCCAAUCUCGCGCUCCUCUCGCUUCUCUUCUGGGAACCGCUCUGGCGUCUUCCGGAGACCUAAAGUUGACGCCCGGUUAUCCGAAUUGAUGAAGCAGCUCUCGGAGAAGGUUUGCCUCUUGGCAAGUCGGAGCCGGCUUUCUAUCUGGAUUGGGCCGCGCACUCUUUUCCAUUGAACUUUUUCAUCAAAUGUGAAUUAUUAUAAUAUUUUUUUAAUUUGGUUUAUUUAUAAUAUUUUUUAUAAUAUAUAAUAUUUUUUUUUUGUUGAGAUAUUGAAAAAUAUCGUAAAAUCAUUGAAAAACACUGUAAGCGAUAUAUGUGCCUCUUUAGGUGUCAUUCAUUGCUUCUAGAUCGAUAUGAUAAUAUAAUUUUAGGCUUGUAAAUUAGGUUGAUUGAGGUUAAAGGUUCAUUUAUGUUAUUCACAUGUUUUCAA
Messenger RNA from Musa acuminata subsp. malaccensis (wild Malaysian banana), 950 nucleotides. RefSeq lists its product as uncharacterized. The record is from RefSeq and is a predicted model, not a curated record. NCBI's taxonomy places the organism in Eukaryota, Viridiplantae, Streptophyta, Magnoliopsida, Zingiberales, Musaceae.